Molecule: messenger RNA, 1455 nt
Organism: Clonostachys byssicola
Lineage: Eukaryota; Fungi; Ascomycota; Sordariomycetes; Hypocreales; Bionectriaceae
Source: the annotation of a GenBank genome assembly
AUGAUAGACAAUGUCGCAACACAUAAUGCGCCCCUCCAGGAUCAGGUGCCACGAGAAAUCCAGGUCAAAAUAAUCCAGCAAGUUGAUCCCGUCGGCCUCGUAUCUCUCAGUCAGACCUGUCGGAUGUUUCGGAACUUGAUUCGGCCCGGGAGGAAUGAAUUUGCGGAGCGACUGCUGGUGAUAGAAUGCCUUGAGCAAUAUGGAGGUGGCACCUCGCUUUUCUAUGAAACGUUCCAUGGCAAUAUCGAGCUACACCGAACCCUUGGCCCCUGGGAAGGCCAGCGGUGGGCAUGUACCAGCUGUUUGAAAUUACUCCCCCACAGUCACUUUGAUAACCGCUCUCUUUUGCGGCUUCGCAAUCGGAAGCCAUCACCGGGAUGGCCUGCUGCUAGCCUCACGACGUCCUGGGUCCCUUCUCUACACGGGAAAAACUCAGGGCGUAAAGCCAGGCAGCUGACAAAACUGGCAAAACUAGAGGAGAAGAAGAUCAUAGUGGCGAGUGGUGAGGCCUGGCCCGCACCUGACGAGGAACGCUGCGGAUAUGGUCGUCGAAAGCGUCGAUGCAAUGAGUGUCGAUUCAAGGAGAGAGCACUCACACCAUAUCUACCGCGAUCAGGGAGGGACUGGGAGGGUGGCACUCGAGAAGUGCCCAUUGUCCGAAGCCGGCAGCUUUUACUGGAUUCAAGUUUUCAUCGCUAUUUCCCCCGGCUCGGAGAUGCGCUGCAGUGCAAACCGCCGCCGUUUCCACCUCGCGUGUAUCGACCCUGCCGAUGGGAUAAGGCCCAUGAGCCUUGGACACUGUACAUGAUCCGCUGCCCUGGAUGUGAGCAGUGGAAGGAGACUUAUGCAUUUCGGAUUGGCCCUCUCUAUGUGAAGCGGACACUGGUUCACGACCAAAACGGCGAAUUGAGGAAUUAUUGGCCCAGGAACGAGGACCAAACUGAGUGGGAAAGAAGAACGAUGCCUCUCAAGGACCUGCGGUGCAAUAAUUGCGUCGAGCGGCAGCAGGGACGUGAGGCUUUGACUGAAGCUCUGUUAGUCUGGUUUCGGAUGGUCCAUCUUUCUCAUCGUAAGGUCAUUGAGACCCGACUUCAAUCUAUCCACUGGCGAUUUGAUUACUUUGAGGAGUUCACUGGAUAUAAAGAUGAGAUAGAAGGUAUACUUGGGGAGAAAAAGAGCGAUUUUGGUCUCCUAGAACACGGCAAGGUCGCGGAAUUACGGACACAGGCCGCACAAUUUCGGGAACUAUGGGGGAGAAUGAAGCAUGCCAAUCCUGUUCUUGCAGACGACAUAAUAGAGGAUGGAAUAAUUCCCCUCUGGAUGGAUCACUUUUCAGAGUCUGAGGCGCAGUGGCAAUGGCUGCUGGCUUGCCUGGCAAAAGUUGAAGAGAACCCGGAGCUCUUGGUAGAUUGGGCACUAAACCAGGAUGCUGGAUCAUUGGAAUGGUGGGCAUAG